Molecule: messenger RNA, 2299 nt
Organism: Lucilia cuprina (Australian sheep blowfly)
Lineage: Eukaryota; Metazoa; Arthropoda; Insecta; Diptera; Calliphoridae
Gene: Prp3
Product: U4/U6 small nuclear ribonucleoprotein Prp3
Exons: 2
Coding region: 160-2169 (669 amino acids)
Biological process (GO): mRNA splicing, via spliceosome
Cellular component (GO): U4/U6 x U5 tri-snRNP complex
Source: RefSeq, a predicted model, not a curated record
CAGGGCUCUGUUCCCCAUAAACGUUUGCAGCAGCUUUUUUGGUUUUUUGACGAAAAAAAUUUCAAUUGAUAAAUUUUACAUUUUUAAUUCAUUUUCUCCAUGGUUUUAAUUGGUAAAUACGUUUAUGAUUAAUUAACAGACCAUAUUAAUUGUGAAAUUAUGUCCUAUUAUACGCGCAAGGAGAUUGAUGAAUUACACGAUGACAUUGCCUCGCUGGCUGCCAAGGCUACGUCGGAUGAGGAGGAGAAACGUUCUGUUAUAUCUUCCAUAGAGCAUUCGCUACACAAUGGCUACGAUCGCCGACGUAUGUGUGAAAAAUUGGAAAAAUAUUUGGAUGCUAAACAAAGUUCACGAUUGGUGGAGAAACUGCAAGACCGUUUAGAUGAGUACAAGAGAAAGGCUCGCAAGCGUAAUGGCGGUUUGGAUGACAACUCUUCAAAACCGGAUGGCUCAGCUCCAGAAGCACCCAAAAAAUCGCGUUUCGAUGUUGUCAUACCAAAAUCGAAUGGAGACAAAGCAACAGUACCGCCCUUAGUUACGGCUAAUCCAGUGCUAUCGUUACCCGUAGCUCCCCCUACCCUAACCACAGCUUCGUCUUCACUAAGUAGCACUCAGAUUAAAUUAAUGAUGGUUAAUGCCCAACGAGAAAUUGAGGAACGCAAAAGGGCUUUAACUCAACUGAAAGCCAAAGAUCCCAUAUUAGCUUCCGUACCACAGAUAGGUCUACCAGUGGCUAUGGCUAGUCAAGCUUUAGCGAAACAGCCACAACCGGAAGAUAUGGAUAAGGCCAAGAAAAUUGCCGAACUGCAAGCACAGAUUCGAGCAAAACUUUCAGGUUCCUUGGCAAAUCUUAUACAACCGCCAGUGGCUCCCACUACUGAUCGUCCCAAACCCUUGAUUUUAGAUGAAGAUGGCCGCACGAUAGAUAAAAGUGGUCGGGCGAUUAAUAUACCCACACUAACGCCAACUCUUAAAGCCAAUAUACGUGCUCAAAAGCGAGAAGUUUUUAGCAAAUCACAAACCUAUUCCGAAAAGUCUUCCUCUCAGGAGGAUACUGUGAAAUUUUUCGAUGAUCGUAUCGCUAUAAAGCCCGGCAAUCGCAACAAAAGAGCUUUGCGUUUCCACGAACCAGGCAAAUUUCAACAGAUGGCCGAGAGAAUGCGCAUGAAAGCUCAACUGGAACGUUUACAGAAUGAAAUUUCACAGAUUGCCCGCAAGACCGGCAUUAGUUCGGCAACAAAAUUGGCACUUAUUGCCCCGAAACAAGAUACGCCCGACGAUGUGCCAUCUAUGGAAUGGUGGGAUUCUGUUAUAUUGACCAACGAUUUGAAUACACUGGAUGAAGAUGGCAAAAUUAGCAUAAGACAGUCGGCAAUUACCAAUUUAAUUGAACAUCCCACACAAAUGAAACCGCCGAAUGAACCCCUAAAACCUGUCUAUUUGCCAGUAUUCCUUACCAAAAAGGAACGCAAAAAAUUACGUCGUCAGAACAGACGAGAAGCAUGGAAGGAGGAACAAGAAAAAAUACGUUUGGGUCUAGUACAACCACCUGAACCCAAAUUACGUAUAUCGAAUCUAAUGCGAGUUUUGGGCACUGAAGCUGUACAAGAUCCAACCAAAAUCGAAGCUCAUGUACGUGAACAAAUGGCCAAGCGACAAAAGGCUCAUGAAGAUGCUAACAAUGCUAGAAAGUUAACGGCUGAACAGAAGAGUGAAAAGAAAAUACGUAAAAUUAAAGAAGACACAUCCUGCGGUGUACACGUGAGUGUUUAUCGUAUACGAGAUCUGCAGGAUAAUGCUAGUAAAAAGUUUAAAGUGGAAACAAAUGCCAAACAGUUGCAUAUGACGGGUACGGUGGUUUUGUUUCGUGACUGUUGUGUUGUUGUUGUCGAAGGCGGGCCUAAACAGCAAAAGAAGUACCGACGUCUUAUGUUGCAUCGCAUUAAAUGGGAGGAGGAUAUGGUUAAGGGUCCAGAUGGCCAAGAAGUUCCUAAUUCCUGUGUGUUGGUCUGGGAGGGUACUAGUCAACGGCGACAUUUCGGUGAAAUAAAAUUUAAAAUUUUUCCCAUGGAAAAAAUGGCCAGAGAAUUCUUUCAGAAACAUCAGGUCGAACAAUAUUGGGAUUUAUCAUACUCUGGAGCUGUUUUAGAAGCUUCUACCGAUGAGUAAAUGUUAUUGCUGAAGGUCACAUGUGUUAUUUCUAAAAAACGAAAUUCUUAUAUUUAGGUCUAUAUUCAGGAAAAAAACUUUUCUUUAUAAAAAAUAACAAAAAUAAAAAAAUUGAUUUUUGGAAAAUCUA